CGCAAACGCUGCCAACGGCUUCCGUACCCGCACCUCCACAGCUCCGCAUUCAGCCCCACCCAUCUCUCGCCCUUUGAAACACGACAGCCAUGGGUUGGUGGUGGAAGUCUGAUCCUCAGACACUCGUCCCCGCGCCGACACCCUCCCAAUUAUCGACCAGCGCCCACGACGUAGACAAGCCAGCCGCCAAUGCUAAACCCCUCACUCGAGAGGAGCAAGCUGAUGCCGAGCUCAAAGCCUUCCUCUCCGAACUCGAAGCUUCCACCAGAAGUCCCACAGAGCACGACUCCACGAGUAUUGUAGAUGCCGCAACGCCCACGCCUGCCGCAUCAGGUACGGCAUCUACAACCCGUUCUCUCUACCCCACAACCAUGUCCUGCCGCGAUGCCUUUGAUGCCGCCUUCUACUGCCAGUCAUUGGGUGGCCAGUUCAACAACGUGUACCGCUAUGGAACACUGCGCUCCUGCAGCGAGCACUGGAACGACUUCUGGUUCUGUAUGCGGACAAAGUCAUACGGGGAUGCUGACAAGGCCAAGGUGGUUGGGGAGAGGUAUCGAGAGAAAGAGAGGAAAUACAGAGAGGGCCCAAGCAGUGAGGACGUAUGGGAAGAGCGGAAACCCGGAGAAGAGCUACGCAACGCCUUCAUGAAGGAUCCUGACGAGGUGGAUAUACCGGGCUUGCCAAAACGGAAAAGGCAAACAGAAUGAAGAGAUGUACGAUAGUCAUGGAACGCGCAAAUAGGCGUUACAUCAAAAAUAUCUGGAUAGCGUUGCAUCAUGCUAAGAUACCCCGAGUACUUUAUUAGUUUAACUUCACGCCGUCUACUCUACACGUAUUUGUGCUACGGCUACAGGGAUAGAUAUUGUUAUUUGUAUCUCUACAAUAAGCGGCGGUUUGUAGAACCAG
Messenger RNA from Aplosporella prunicola CBS 121167, 906 nucleotides. RefSeq lists its product as uncharacterized. NCBI's taxonomy places the organism in Eukaryota, Fungi, Ascomycota, Dothideomycetes, Botryosphaeriales, Aplosporellaceae. The transcript has a single exon. The record is from RefSeq and is a predicted model, not a curated record. The coding region runs from base 90 to 707 and encodes 205 amino acids.